This is a messenger RNA of Durusdinium trenchii, 1009 nucleotides long. Lineage: Eukaryota; Dinophyceae; Suessiales; Symbiodiniaceae. The record is from the annotation of a GenBank genome assembly.
GCGUUCCCGACUUUUGAGUCCCAUGUCUUUUCAUGACCUGGGUGCACCUGGGAACAGUACUUCUUGCAUUGCUCGCUGGCUCAAGUAAUUACCGCUCAAGUAGACGUGGCGAGCGAGAGUGGGUUGGAACCCCCAGGAACACCUUUUUUCUGCAAGUUCUUGACCUCUCGCAAGUCAGCGACAUCUGGGUUGCGCUUCGUCAGGGAGCACGUCCAGGAGGGAAAGCUCCAGGGCCAUGGCGAACGGCGAGAGGCGUCCCGCGGCCACAGCGGCGAGAUGCGUUGCCCUGGGACUUUGUCUCGCGGGCCUGCAUGAGGCCUUGCUUUUCUUGUCUCCAAGGCAGCCGAACGAAAACCUGCCACGACGGCAAGUGCUAGCAGGCUCAGGUGUGGGGCUCUUGUCCAUGUUGCCAGCACCAGCCUUGGCUUACGAGACGUACUCCGACCCCAACGUGGGAUACGAGUUCAAGUUUCCCACCGGCCCUCAAAAGUCCACCAACAAAGGCUACGAUGUCUUCCUGCGGGAUAUUAUCGAGCCAUUGGAAUACAUUGGCCUUAAGAUCACCAAGACUGAGCGGAAUAGCUUGAACGACGUGGGCUCCCCACAAGAGGCGGGGGAACCGGCCGCGCUGGGGAACCGGCCGCUGGUCGAUGCGCAACUGGGAACGGAGGUGGUUCAGGAGUGCUUCCAUCAAGUGUGCGAUGACAUCCUCACUCCCGCCUUCGCGGCGACCGAGCUCGCUUCCUGCAUGGCGCGGUGGACCUUGCGAGGUGUACGGGCUGCCUUGCUGUUGGCCUUUCUUUGGGCUGGGAAGGAGACUUCCCAAAGCUUUCUGCAGCCUCGCUUGGCCACUUCUAGGCAGACGUUUUCCACGGCACGAAGCGCGACUGUGGAAGAUGUAGGUCCAAUCAGUAUUGAAAGGCAGAUCUCCCAGGCUCGACAGGAGGAGCUCGGCACUGGCGGCUGGGCGUCUUGGGAGUCCGACCCAUCCCUCACCGAGACCUGGCCA